AUGGUCUCACACAAACUGUCGUCCUACCUGGAAGAGAAAGGGAUCCACUAUAUUCGUACAGCUUUCUAUAACACAGCUGCCAAUGGCGGGGUGGAACGGCUGAAUCAGUCCUUAAAGAACGGAAUCAGGGCGCACCUCGCCCAAGGGUGCAUAGUCAAUAUCAGCCUCCUCCAGACACCACUACACUAUUGCGCCACCCCACAUGCCACCACUGUAGUCUCCCCAGCCUCCCUCAUGCGAGGACGGGAGCUUCAGCUACCUCUGAAUAGGCUCUACCCUGCCCUGUCCUGGCCCACGCUCCAACUCACCCAGUUCAAGCCACAGCCAACACAUAACCUGUCCAGGUCAGCCGAGAGCUCGGCCCAACAACAUUCAGGCUCAUUGAUGGCCCUCAUUGGCAUGCUAGCCACCUGCACAAGAUCACCCAAAAUGGAUUUAGAGACUACAUUGAAGGAGUGCUCUGCUGCCCUUGACUUGUUUCUCAAUAACAAGUUCUCUAAAGCACUGGCUGUCUUAGAACCCAGAAAGAACGAGAGUAUUUACCAUGCAACAGGCUACAGCAGUAUCUUGGUGAUGCAGGCAGGCAUGACCUUUGAACCAAAAGACAUAGAAGCCGCCAUGACGUCACUGAAGGAGUCUCAACAAAUAUGCCAGAGAUUUCGAAAAAAGACUGGAAUUAUGGAAACCAUAACAAACCUGUGGAAUCGGCAAUCAGACGACAACCAGACAGAAGAGGAGAUGCAUGCAGAGCUGUGCUAUGCUGAGGUUCUUCUGCAGAAGGCAGCUCUCACUUUCUUAGAUGAGAGUGUAAUUAGCUUCAUCAAAGGAGGCAUGUGGAUCCGAAACAGUUAUCAGAUUUUUAAGAAUUGCCAAGCCAUGGCUGAUAUCUCUGAAAACAGAGAAGACUGUGGGAAAACACACAUUCAUUUCAGAGGUGGUGUCAACAUGGGCAUUGGAUCAUUCAACCUGAUGCUGUCUAUGCUCCCAUCCAGAGUCCUCAAAUUGAUGGAGUUUUUGGGCUUUUCUGGAGACCGGGAGGUCGGUUUGUCACAGCUAAGAGAGGGGGCAGCCAGCAACAACUUACGCUCCAUCCUCAGCACCCUAACUCUGCUGAUGUUCCACCUCUACAUCAGUGUAAUACUAGGUACUGGUGAAGUUGAUCUGUCAGAAGCUGAAGCUCUGCUUCAACCAUAUGCUACAAAGUUCCCUAAUGGGGCCCUUAUUCUUUUUUACACUGCAAGAAUUUCUUUGCUUAAAGGAAACUUCACAUUUGCCCAGGAAAUGUUCUUGGCAUGCAUUGCAGCACAGCAAGAGUGGCGUCAAAUUCACCAUCUGUGCUACUGGGAGCUGACAUGGGCCUACUGCUUUGAGCAAAACUGGAGCGAAGCCUACCGUUACGCUGACGUGCUCUGCAAAGAGAGCAAAUGGUCCAAGGCCAUCUACGUAUUCCAGAAAGCUGCAAUUUUAAGCAUGCUCCCAGAGCAAGAGGUAAAGAGGACGGGAGAAAAUGUAGGAGAGUUAUUCAGACAGGUGGAUAGCCUCAGACUGAGAAUUGCUGGGAAGUCUAUUCCAACGGAGAAGUUUGCAGCAAGGAAGGCACAGCGAUACCUCUCUUCUAACCCCGUGAAACUAGUCGUCCCUGCCCUGGAAAUGAUGUAUGUAUGGAAUGGCUUCACAAUAGUUGGCAAAAGAUCAGAGUUGACUGGGAGCAUCCUGGCCACCAUAGAGAGAGCAGAGCAACAGCUUAAGGAUGAAUCAAACCCUUCAGAGUAUCACCUUGAUGACCGAUGUGUCGUCCAGUUACUGAAGGGCCUGUGUCUCAGGCAGCUGGGACACCUUGUCCAGGCUGAGCUCUGCUUUAAGCAUGUCAUUUCCAGUGAAAAUGAUAUUAAGUAUGACAAAUAUCUGGUGCCAUUCGCCACAUAUGAGAUGGGCCUGCUUCAUAGGGACAAAGGUGAUACAGAUAAGGCCAUCUCACUGUUGGAAAAAGCCAAAAUGGACUACAAGGACUACAACAUGGAGUCAAAGUUACACUUCCGCAUUCAUGCAGCACUCAACACCAUGGGCUCUUACCCCAGUAACCUUCCAGCCUUGCGUAUGCCAGCUUGA
Molecule: messenger RNA, 2109 nt
Organism: Lampris incognitus (smalleye Pacific opah)
Lineage: Eukaryota; Metazoa; Chordata; Actinopteri; Lampriformes; Lampridae
Product: tetratricopeptide repeat protein 39B-like
Exons: 18
Coding region: 1-2109 (702 amino acids)
Biological process (GO): DNA integration
Molecular function (GO): nucleic acid binding; protein binding
Source: RefSeq, a predicted model, not a curated record